Messenger RNA from Toxotes jaculatrix (banded archerfish), 1708 nucleotides. RefSeq lists its product as uncharacterized. The coding region runs from base 176 to 1282 and encodes 368 amino acids. The transcript is spliced from 9 exons. The record is from RefSeq and is a predicted model, not a curated record. NCBI's taxonomy places the organism in Eukaryota, Metazoa, Chordata, Actinopteri, Toxotidae.
UCGACACCGGCUGUCUGGCGGACGGUCAGACUCUCGCAUCGGGUUAUGCGGGGCAUCGGUCAUUCCUCCGACACAACGAAUUUAAAAACUAACCGUAUUAACCCGGGGCAUGGGCUUCGACACAAAGAGCUGUAAAUGAUAGCAUUUUGGUGAGACAUACACACUGAACCACAACAUGUCAGGAUUAAAAUACCACAUGUCACUGCCUGUGGCCGUUGGCGUCCUCUUGGUGGGCCUCCCAUAUUCCAUCUCUCUGGCUGCCCAGUGGAUUUAUGGAUGGCCCAAUAAGCCUGGGUAUAAAAAGUACAUCGAAGCUCUAAAACCAAGACGGAUAUACUGUUUGACCAGAGCUGUGCUGGAAACGCUCAAAUAUCUGCAGUAUGGGAGACUUUACUUUCAGUGGAAGUCAUGGUACAAGAAUGAAGAAAACCUUAAGCAUUAUGAAAAGGCUGUCACGUUUGGCCGCCGAGGCAACAAGCUGGACCUGUACCACCCGAACAUGGGCAAGCCUGCUGAUGUGCCUGCACCUCUGGUGGUUUUCAUCUAUGGAGGUGCAUGGGGCUCUGGAGAAAGAUCCAUUUACUGUCUGCUGGCCAGGCAAAUGGCUGAAGAACUGAGUGCAACUGUAGUUUGUCCUGAUUACUGCACCUAUCCUAAGGGGAACGUAUUAGGAAUGGUCCAAGAUAUUGCUGACUGCUUGGUUUGGGCCCAAGAGAGUGGACAGAGGUUCAACUUUGACAAAGACAACAUUGUGUUAAUUGGCCAUUCAGCCGGUGCACAUCUGUGUGCUUUGACCACGCUGUUUCUCAUUGACACAAGGGAGGAGCUUUUCAUCGAGGCCAGUAAGCAGCAGGACAUUGCACGGGCGAUAAGAGGAGUUAUUGGUCUCAGUGGUGUGUACAACAUCAUGGACCAUUAUGAGCAUGAGCAGAAGCGAGCGGUCGAAUAUGUGUCCACCAUGCACAAAGCCAUGAAUGGAGUGGAAAACUUUCCGUACUACUCACCAACACACUUACUGAAGAAGCUCAGCCAGGACAAACUGAACAGAGUGCCUCCGUUUGUUUUGCUCCAUGGGACCAGUGACAUUAUUGUUCCUGUUGAAUCUUCCACAAAAUUCUCUGAACUUCUCACCUCGUUGUCUGUGAAGGUGUCGCUUUACCUGCUGCCAAGGGUCGACCACACAGAGAUUGUCACUGAUCUCAUGGCAUCAGACAGGCGGUUCUACCAUCCCAUCUACAGCUGCAUCAAACAGGAAUACAGAAAACUUCUGGGAACCUGCUGACAUCCCAUCUGAUCAUUAUCCAUCAGAAAAACAUCACUCGCUCCAGUAUUUACUGAUUGUGCCACACACUUUGUUUACAGUAUCUGCUCUAAUACCUCAACGAAUAUUUAGCCUUGAUUUGAACUUUUAUGUUGUGAUUCCACAAUAAUGAUUUAAAUUAAACAGUUCUCUGAUUGCCACUGAAGUGAUUGGACUGCAGUCUGGAUAACCUGAAGAGAAAUUAUUCAUGAAGCAAUAACAGCAUUAUGAAAAACAUAGUAAAGCACACUACUGUAUAGUACUGAAAUGAAAGUCCAGUUAGCUUUUACUGCAGUGUCAACAUUUUGAUGAAUUAACUUGUUUGCUUACUUAAUAUAUUCUGACAUAUUAUUUUGAAUUCCUAUUUAAUGAUCACAGGUACAGACAUAUUAAACCUACUUGAAUGAA